This is a messenger RNA of Bufo gargarizans (Asiatic toad), 3255 nucleotides long. RefSeq names its product interleukin 31 receptor A (gene IL31RA). Gene Ontology annotation, molecular function: cytokine binding; cytokine receptor activity. The record is from RefSeq and is a predicted model, not a curated record. Gene Ontology annotation, cellular component: signaling receptor complex; external side of plasma membrane. NCBI's taxonomy places the organism in Eukaryota, Metazoa, Chordata, Amphibia, Anura, Bufonidae. The transcript has 16 exons. The coding region runs from base 72 to 2441 and encodes 789 amino acids. Gene Ontology annotation, biological process: cytokine-mediated signaling pathway.
CCCAGCGUGGUCUGCCACUAACCAGAUCCUGGUCCUGGUGCCCGGGUGAGCGGAUCAUCAUCACCGGCGGGAUGGAGAAGGCACCUGGUUGGAUGGUCUUCUGCUGGUCGCCUUGGUUUUUACUAUUAGCUGCAGCACAGAUAUCAGGUACUGACGGUACGAUACAAGGCUUCAUAUCUCCACAAGUGAAAUAUGUUCUGAAAGGAUCUGAUGUCAGUUUUUACUGUAUUUUGAAGACAACUGGUGUUAUAAAAAAGGUGCAGUGGGAAUUGGAAAAAGACCUGGCUGCGGUCUAUGACAUUGUCAAUGACACAACCAUUAAAGUCACCAUACCCAACCUGUUGGCUGACACUGCGAGGGUGGCCUGCUCCAUCUAUAUACCCAAGCGGCAGCAGCUGGAUGAAGUCAACAUAAUAAGUGGAUAUCCACCAGAAGUUCCCAAAAAUAUCUCCUGUAUGUAUUUCCACACACAGAAUGUCACGUGCAGCUGGACCCCCGUAAAAGACCACAAAAUCCCCACAACCUUCAACCUGACUGUGCGCAACGACCCCGAAAAGAAGUGCUUACCAGACACAAACUCCUGCUCCUUCCUCGUCGGACAUGAGUUCGGCAGAGAAUAUAAUCUGCAACUUCAGGUGGAGAAUGGACUGGGCAAAGCAACAAGACAAUUCACAGUGAAGGCUGCAGAGAUAGUGAAAAUGGAUCCUCCUGAUAUCCUGUCUUUGGAACCACUUCAAGACUCAUCCUUCUUAAUAUCAUGGAGAAGACCAGCCCUGGCGCCACAUGAACUAGAUGUGACAUGUAGCAUGAGGUACAAAGAGCUACAGGAUGAUGAGUGGGACUACACCCCUGACCUGUACAUGGAGAGAGAGAAGAAACUGCUCUACAGUCUCAGCGGACUCCAUGCCUUCACAGAGUACGCAGUGUCUCUAAGGUGCACUGGGAGCAGUGGUCGGACGUGGUGGAGUGAGUGGAGCGGAGCGCUCACAGGAAGGACGGCAGAACAAGCGCCGCUGCACAGUGUUGAACUAUGGAGAGCGAUCAGCCCCACAGGCCGCAGAAGACUUGUGUAUCUGAGCUGGAAGGAGAGAUCCAGUCUACGGCGCCCCGGGAUCACACUGGGCUACGAUGUUCAGUGGUUUCCUGAGGACAGAACUUCCGACUCCUGGAACAAAACCACAAAGCGCCAUGAAAUGACGUUAAAUAUGUCCGAGGAGGCUCAUGUCGUAUCUGUGGUACAUUUCAACUCUGCGGGAAGCUCCCCGAAGGCUACAUUGAGAAUCCCGGCCGCUGGGGAGAAGACUGGAGAAGCCACGUGCAGCGUUCAGAUAUCCACAGCAGCCGCUGAAGACGUCACCGUCACCUGGAUGGUUAAGAAUUUGCACUUCCAGAGAUUUGUGCUGGACUGGAGCAUGGCCUCGGGAGUCGGCCUCUGUAAUAUAUCAUUUCAGUACGUGGAGAAUUCAUCAACAUGGACGAUCGAGAAAGGAAGCCUGGAACCAUAUAAACGCUACAGGAUUUCCGUGUACCCCGUUAUAGAGGAUCGGGCGGCAGCUCCGUGUACCACACAUUUCUAUAGCAUGGAAGGAGCUCCUCUUUAUGGUCCUAAUGUUAAAGUAGAGAAACGGAAAAAGACUGAGGUGACAAUAAGAUGGGAUCCGCUCAGACCGGAGGAAACAAACGGCUUCAUCACCGCAUUCAGCAUCGUGUAUCGGCCUCUUCAUGGACAUGAAUCUGUGGUUACAGUAAAUAGUGACGUCUAUGAACAUUCGCUGCGCUCGCUGAGGCCAAACACCCUGUACAGCGCCUACGUUAUAGUGAGCACCAGAGCCGGGAACAAAAGCGGAAACCUCAUUCAGUUCCACACACUCGCAGACAGCACUGACUAUACGGGAGCGGUGGCCGGAGCGCUGGGGGCAUGUCUGCUGCUGAUAUUAGUCCUUGGAAUUGCAUAUAAACAGAAGAGAGAGAAGAUCAAGAAUCUCUUUUGGCCAAAUGUCCCUGACCCAUCAAACAGCAGCAUCUCGGAAUGGCCGUCAGACUGGGUGCAGACGGUUCAGUUUCUGAAUCCAGAGCAGACAGACGGGGCGCUUCACUCCGGAGACCUCCAUAUUCUACAUGCAGUCUAUGUAAAUGAUAAAACAGACAGAGAGCGUCUUCUUCCUGACUUGUGUGGGAGCAGCGAGGUCGUGCCCUCCAUGGAUGAGUCCUCCAUUGUGAUGCAUUAUGCAAUGACGGAGCACUGCCCGGAGUCUGCGGACUGCACGCUGCUCCUACAUUCUCCUACAUGGGCAGCAGCAUCAUCAUUAUACGGCGGCCAAACUGCAGCAGCUGAGGAAACGGCACCGGACCUGAUCUGUAACGAAGACACUGCUGUGGUCAACCCAUAUCUGAAAAAUUCUGUACGGACCAGAGAGCACACCCAAUGCUGCAAGGAGUAAUGGCCUGGCGGAGGCACAAACUCCACUCCCUGGAAGACUAUAAACAUGGCAGAACUGUCCUUGAAGACAAAUUACAGUGAAAAUCUGCAGAGAAACUUACCUGCUCCAGAGGGGCGGCCAUAAUCAGAGUCACACCCUUCCUGUAUUUGUAUAGAGGCAGCCAUAUUGGAGACACACACUUCCUUCCUGUAUUGCUAGACAGGUCAGUAGGGUGCGCCCAAUUUAUGGCAGCCGCAAUGAAUGGGGGUUGUUAUACCGAAAGCUAUCCAUGAACAGUCUCAGAAAGUGACGGAGUGCCUCCCCUUCUUCAGAGACCAGGGAGUCAGAGCUUUUUCUAGGUACAUGCUGUUGCUCCCCUGACGUUUGAGAUUACUCUGUUUAUAAUGUCCGAGUCUAUACAGCAAAGCCGAUAAGCGAGCUAUGCCCUGACUGGUGGGAUGUCAGCCCUUGUCUCAACAUAUAACUAUGUAGAGUGAAGGUUUAGCUGUAGUAUUCCCACCGCCAUGUUAUUUACAUCUCAGUUCCUGGUGCACUUUAUAUGAACUACAGCAAUAGAAUUACACAGGAGGGAGAGGUCACCAAAUCCUGGUCAGGGUGUCACAUCUAUAACGUGAUUUCUGGACUCCUGGAAAAUCACAGAGCGGCAAUCUAUAGAUACACAGGGAGCGGUCGGCUCAGUUUAAAUAUUUUAAUGAUAUUUCAGCUACAAUUACCUUACAGUUAUUGCUUAUUUCUGACAUCUGUAAUGCUAUGUGUAGUGAAGAAUAUACAUGGUAUGUCUGUGUGUGUAUAUAUAUAUAUAUAUAUAUAUAUA